Messenger RNA from Podarcis muralis (Common wall lizard), 1581 nucleotides. Its product is annotated as asialoglycoprotein receptor 1-like. NCBI's taxonomy places the organism in Eukaryota, Metazoa, Chordata, Lepidosauria, Squamata, Lacertidae. The record is from RefSeq and is a predicted model, not a curated record.
ACCGCUUUGCGGUUUUGGAAAGCUCUAAAUAUGACCGUCCCCCGGGAGAAGGAAGCACAUGGGCCAAGAUAACCCACAAGUGUCAGGCGGACGGACAGAAACCCUGAUUCACCCCUGCCUGAGAGACGAAUAAAGAAGCAAAGAAGGCGGCGUGUUGACAGGGCAAAGAUCACCAGCCAGCGCCAGGCCACACUGGGAGACGUCAGGCGCCCCUGCACACCCUCCCCCCACCCCCAGGAGACCAGGAAAAAGGUGCCUGGUCUCGUUCCGGAGCCAGAGUCACGAUGAGUCAGGACUACCGAGAUCUCACAGCUGUGGACGUGGAGGAUGACGAUGACGAAAUACAGCUCCGAAAAGCCUCCCAGAAACGCUCCCCGGGCCUAUCAUGGAGGCAACGGAUCUGCCCCAGCCGUCGCCUGGUCCUGAUCCUGCUGGGAGUGAGCACCAUCCUCACCAUCGCAAUCAUUGUCUUUGGCUCCAAAGGCAGUCAACGCAGCUCUCAGCUAUCGGGGAUGCGCGAUACACUCACAAGCCUGAAUCAAAGUAUUGGUGACGGAAUCGUCUCCCUCCAGCAGAAGGGGACGGACACGGCCACGAAGAUCACGCAGCUGGAGGCGAAGGUGAAAAAGCUGACGGAGGAAGCAGAAGCAGCCAAGACACGACUCCUGUCCCAGAUGACAACCUUGCAGAGGAGUUUUAGAGGCAUGAAUUGCGACUUGCAGAACUUCAAAAACAACCGGACAGAGGCCUGCUGCCCCAAAGGAUGGGACAUUUUUCGGAAAAGCUGUUACUGGGAGUCCCGACUCGGGAGGCCCUGGGAGGAAGCCAAGGCUGACUGCGAGGCCCGAGACGCUCACCUGGUGAUCAUCAACUCCUAUGAGGAACAGCGAUUUGUGGCCGUCCGUGUGCGCCCCCAGUUUAUGUGGAUCGGCUUGAGUGAUGCUACCGGGAGCUGGAAGUGGGUGGACGGAACGCCCUACACCGUUCGCCAAUCGGACUGGGCCCCGGGGCAACCAGAUAACUGGUAUGGCCACGGACUUGGGGGAGGAGAGGACUGUGCCCACCUCCAUCACGACGGCAGCUGGAACGACGACCACUGCUCUCGCAACUAUGGCUGGGUCUGCGAGAUGGAGGCAGUGGAUUAAGGGGGGCAGCCGGCCCUUUGACCCCUGGCUCCAAGAAACUGAGUUCUCACCAGUUGCUGAAGGAUCUGGGAUCCUGGGGCAACGGGAGCAGUUUUGCUGCCUUCACCCCUGGGGAGGUUCUUCAGUUUCUUCUCAAACAACCCCACUUGACUACUGUGUCCUAAAACAGCCAGGCAUACAAAGCCCUCCAUACCUGACUGCUUUAUUUCAUAUUUUUUUAACCCAAAUUUUAAUUUUCUACACCGGCAAUGGGCACCCAGAACCUCGAUUCCCCUGUUGUGACUCUGGCUCCAACCAUUAACAACACAGCCAGUGCCGGAUUGAUACCUUUAAAGGCCCCUAAGCGCUUAAAGGAUUUUGGUGCCCCCACGAAUAUCUAAUUCAGAAUGCAAACAAGAAUAAACCGUGAAAUAAAAUUUUAUUUUUCGAAAUGAAA